Messenger RNA from Solanum lycopersicum (tomato), 722 nucleotides. Lineage: Eukaryota; Viridiplantae; Streptophyta; Magnoliopsida; Solanales; Solanaceae. The record is from RefSeq and is a predicted model, not a curated record.
UUAAAAAAUUCGAUUUACUUUCAUAUGUGUUUUCUCUAUCUUAGCCUUAGGACCUCAAUAGUCAAUACGGACAACUUACGCAGCGUUUUGGACGUUUCCUUUUAGGAAGCUAUGGAUUUUCAAUUUGAGGUAUUGCUCGCCGCCACAACCACCGAUUUAUUGAUUUGCGGCAUCAAAUUCCGGUGGUUCUGCCGCCCCGACAAUCACCUACCACCGCCGUUCACCGACGAAGCCAGAUACUGCGCCGUGUGCCUCUACGACGUUAUUAGCGGGGAGAAUUGCCGGAAACUGCCGAAAUGUGGGCACGUGUUCCACGUGGAGUGCGUGGACGCGUGGCUACAAAGCAAUCGGACAUGUCCACUCUGCAGAAGGCAAGUUACUGAUCAGGGGAGAGGCGAAACCGUAAUUUCGCGGGCGGAGGAUUUUAUUUUGGAAAAGAUUUAUAAUCCUAUUACUGAGAUAGUCACAGUGCUUGUGUCCGGCGGUAUGUCUCUUGCACAUCCAUGAAUCUAUUCAUCUUUUUUUUUUAUAUCAUCGAGCUCUGUAUGAUUUCUAUUGAUUUCAUCUGUUGUUUUUUUUGGAUCCAAUCUAGCUAAUUUUGAGAUGUAAAAAUUGGGGAAGUUUCUUUUUUUUUCUUCUCUUAAUUAAUCCAUUUGUACCAAAUUUAGCCAUAAUGAAUUGUAUUAAUAUUAAUUAUCAUAGUGAAGUUUUUUUACAGUCAA